Colletotrichum phormii is the source of this 2043-nucleotide messenger RNA. RefSeq lists its product as uncharacterized. The record is from RefSeq and is a predicted model, not a curated record. NCBI's taxonomy places the organism in Eukaryota, Fungi, Ascomycota, Sordariomycetes, Glomerellales, Glomerellaceae. Bases 1 to 2043 code for a protein of 680 amino acids. The transcript is spliced from 4 exons. Gene Ontology annotation, molecular function: oxidoreductase activity, acting on CH-OH group of donors; flavin adenine dinucleotide binding.
AUGCGCAUUUCACUCCUUUUCACACUCGUUACUGUUUUGGCCGACUCGGCCUCUUCCAUUGCUGUUCCAUGGAAGACUACAAGACAACAACCACGUCAUGAGCCCUUCAUUGGUCGACGUGCCGCCAACACCACUCUUGAUAACUACGACUAUGUCGUUGUUGGCUCCGGUCCUGGAGGAGGCCCCGUUGCGGCCAAUCUUGCCAUUGCCGGCUACAAGGUGUUGCUGAUUGAUGCCGGAGGAGAUUCGGGCGACGCAUGGACGGAGAAGAUUCCGGCUCUUCAUCUUAUGUCCACUGAGUUCGAAGACACGAGAUGGAACUACUUUGUCAACCACUACCCCGACCUUGACCAACAGAAGAGGGACUCCAAGAUGACGUACGAGAUGCCCGACGGUAGUUUCUACGUCGGACUUGAUCCUCCAGCUGAAGCAACCCCUCUCGGUGUCUGGUACCCUCGCGCCGGAACGUUGGGUGGCUGUUCUCGCCACAACGCUCUUAUCACCAUCAAUGCUCACGAUAGCGAUUGGUCCAACAUUGCCACCCUCACCGGCGAUGAUACCUGGAGCCCAAGCAACAUGCAGUCGUACUUCCAAAAGAUUGAGAAGAACUUGUACCUGCCAUCCAGCAUCAUCGGACACGGCUACAGUGGAUGGCUUGGUACUUCGCUCACUUCUCUGUCACUCGUAGUCGAAGAUCAGAAGCUUCUGUCGUUGAUCAUCGCAGCUGCUACUGCCAUGGGAAAGAGUCUUCUUGGACUGCUGCUCAGCACCGUCGCUGGUCUCGGCCAGGUUCUACUUCGUGAUCUGAAUGCCCCCGGCCAGACGAGCAAGACUGGAUUGUACCAGGUUCCGCUCUCGAUGACUGAUUCCAUUCGUGGUGGUCCCAGAGACUUGAUCUUGGAUACAGCCAACGCUGUCAACGCUGAUGGAUCGCGCAAAUAUCACCUUGAUAUCAAGCUCGACACUCUGGUCACGAAGAUUCGAUUUGAUGAGAGUGGCGACACGCCUCGCGCUGUCGGUGUUGACUUCUUGGAGGGCUCCAGCCUUUACCGUGCCGAUCCCCGCUCAGGAGCUGCUUCCUCAACCGGCUCUGGCAGUGUUGAUGCUUCCCGUGAAGUCAUCAUCUCGGCUGGAUCCUUCAACACACCACAGCUUUUGAAGCUCAGUGGCAUUGGUCCAAAGGCCGAGCUCGACUCCUUCAAGAUUCCUGUCGUCGUUGACCUCCCAGGUGUCGGUACCAACAUGCAGGACCGAUACGAGGCAACUGUGAUUGGCAAGACCAACAGCGACUUUGUUAUUACUAGCAAGUGUACCUUCUUGGAGACGUCUCCCGAUCCUUGCCUCGAGGACUACAAGAACGGACUUGAGCCUAUCACAAAGGGCGUGUACGCCACCAACGGCAUCGCAAUUGCCGUCAUUCUCAAGUCCUCUGUCGCCGAGAACGAGCCCGACUUGCUCAUCUCCGGUGCCCCGGCCAAGUUCAAGGGCUACUUCACCGGCUACGCCUCCGACUCGCUUGCCGAUGCACAGCACUGGGCAUGGAUCAUCCUCAAGGCUCACAGCAGAAACAACGCUGGUACUGUGACUCUGAAGUCGACCGAUCCCAGAGACAUGCCCCUCAUCAACUUCAACUACUACGACACGGGCGUCAACAGCAACGGAGAAGCUGACAAGGAUCUUCAGGCUACUUACGAGGGCUUUGAGUUCACCCGAAAGGCCUUUGACAGCCUCAUCCCGCUCGACGGAAGCUUCCCCGAAGUCUGGCCUGGUACCAACACCUCCACAGAGGCAGACGCGAAGCAGUUCCUGAAGGACGAGACAUGGGGACACCACGCCUCGUGCACUUGUCCCAUUGGUGCUGAUGAUGACCCAAUGGCUGUUCUCGAUACCAACUUCAAGGUUCGCGGUACCAAGGGCCUCAGAGUCGUUGAUGCCAGUGUAUUCCCCAAGAUUCCCGGAUUUUACAUUGCUUUGCCUCUGUAUAUUGUGUCUGAAAAAGCUAGCGACGUCAUCAUCCAGGAAGCCAAGGUGUCAUCGGCUUAA